AAACGCACUGCUUUCUUUUCUAUCAAUAUUUAAAGAGUUGCUUUAUCAUCUUUGUAAAUAAAGUAACUUGGGCAGGUUUAAUUCCUAAUGUACACUACUCCUACAUCUAUUUAUUGCAUAAUUGCUACAGAAUUUUGUGAACGAUUUUCUUUUUGUGGAUUGCGAACUAUUCUGUCCCUGUAUUUACGAAAUGUUCUUUGCCUACACGAGAAUGCAGCUACAGUUGUUUAUCAUAUCUUUAUAAUGAUGUGCUAUACUAUGCCAUUAAUGGGGGCAGUUCUUGCUGAUAAUUUUAUUGGCAGAUAUAAAGUAAUUUUGUACUUUUCCAUUAUAUAUCUCGUGGGAACUGUAUUGACGAGCCUCUCUGCAAUACCUCCGUUAAUGUUGCCACCUACGACAACUUCUAUGAUUGGUUUAGCUUUAAUAGCUACAGGCACGGGUGGAAUCAAACCUUGCGUAGCGGCUUUCGGAGGCGAUCAGUUUCGGCUGCCGGAGGAGAAUCAACGCUUACAACGAUUUUUCUCAACGUUCUAUUGUACCGUAAAUCUUGGUGGGUUUAUGGGGACGAUUGUGACACCGAUGUUGAGACGCAGUAUCAUGUGUUUUGGUGACGAUACCUGCUAUGCCCUUGGAUUUGGCUUUCCCUCCUUGCUUGUCCUCAUAUCUAUUGUGACGUUUGUCGCUGGUAAGCCAUGGUAUAGAAUAAAAAAGCCACGAGAUGCAAUAACCUUCCGGUUUCUAGCGUGUACAUGGUAUGCAUUGAAGAAGCGCCUCCAACAUGACAGGAAGACAGAUGGCCCACCUCCAGAACACUGGCUGGACUAUUCCGUCACAAAAUAUGGACGUAAACUCGUUGAAGAUAUGAAAAUUGUGUGUUCUAUACUUUAUCUAUACAUACCCGUUCCAAUAUUCUGGUCCCUCUUUGAUCAACAGGGUUCCCGUUGGACGUUUCAAGCUUCGAGGCUGAGAAGUGAGCUGUUUGGGGUAGCUCUAAUGCCUGAUCAAUUGCAAGUUAUGAAUCCUGCAAUGGUGCUUUUUAUGAUACCAGUGUGCCCUGGUGGAGCGUGGCCGCUCUUACCCGAUCUUCAACCGCUACACAAAAUGUUUCUUGGUGGGAUUCUUGCUUCUUUGGCUUUCGUCGCAGCUGGCAUUCUGCAGAUCAGUAUUGAGCGUUCAACUCUUCAAGUACCAGGGCACCAGCAUACCGGACUGGUUUUAUUGAAUACUCUAGCAUGCCCCAUAGAGAUUGCAGUUAGAGGUGAAGGUAUAGCACCAGUCGAGGAGCAGGGAACAGCUCUCAUGACCCCUCUUGAGCGCCAACUGGUUUUUAUAUCAGCCAGUUGUCCCGUGGACUGUGCUGGAAGGAUCAUGAAACGACAUUUGCUUACAGCACAGCUUAAUACGGUACCCGAAGUGUUUAUGCCUAUAAUAGUGGGACAAAACUCAGACGACGAAAUUUCUUUAUAUUUCAUGGAUCCAAAUCCUUUCAUGAAAUCAUUAACGGGAAAACCCAAAUUAAAGGUGGUGUACAUAGGUGACUGCGGUCCAAAUAAAAAUGUCUCAAUUUCUGUGGAAACAGAGAAACAACUCAGCGAUAUUUACUAUGUCUCUAACACUCCAAUUGACCACAUCGGAGAAUCCGCUUACAUGUGCUUACAGCCCGGAAAGUUCAGAUGGCAUGCGAAAAGUGCUGGUGGUGAGGUGACAGGUUCCGGUGAGGGUUAUCUUCGCGCUGGUGGCGUUUAUGUACUAUGCCUGCGCGAGAGACUUGGUCGCUUGGACGCAGCGGUGCUGCAUUCUCCGAAUCCACCAAACGAACUUCACCUUGCAUGGAUCGUGCCUCAAUAUCUUCUUAUAUCAAUCGCGGAAAUUAUGUUUGCGGUUUCUGGACUUGAGUUUUCAUUUACACAGGCGCCAAAAUGCAUGAAGACCAUCACCAUCGCUGCUUGGUACAUGUCCGUUGCUAUUGGAAAUCUUAUUGUGAUUUUAGUUGCGCAAAUUAAGAUCUUCGAUUCACGAGCUAAAGAAUUUUUCGCAUAUGCCGGUAUUCUUACGAUUGCUAUGCUAGUGUUUUUAAAAAUGUCUCAAGGCUAUUGUACUCGAACAAUGGAGGGUGACGGUUCAUCGACGGAAAGCCACCCCUUGCUACGUCAUCAUUCUAGGGUUAUAUCCGUACAUUCAUUAUCAACAAGAACAAGAACGUAUAGUAGACGGGAAAGCAGUGAAGCUUCGUGUAUAGGACUAAUGGAGAAGCAGAAAACAAAAGCUUGGCCUCCUCAUGCCUUCGUUAAUUUGGCUACACCAAGUACAAGUGACCUUAAAGCUACGACUCUAGCUAACGCCAUAUUUUGUAACAGUCAAUGAUCAAGUUUACAGCUCAGUGAGUCGUUUUCAAGCGUUUUCACACAAUUCCAGAGCUGCACUAGAAAAUUGCCCCAAAGGUCGGCAGUCGAUAGUUACAAGUGCAUGAAUAUGGUGUCAAGAAUGUCCGUUGGUAUGAGUCCUUUAGGUAUUCAUAGCACGCGCUAUACGUUUUGCUUAGUAUACGUUACGGAUAUCUAUGACAACUUGUCAGAUUCUUACUUGAUGUUCGUUCGGCCGGUAAGUGUGAGGCGUCAUUUUAAGUUUUUUAUACAAAAGCUAGCGGACUCGGUAAACCAAAAAAUCAUCAAACUUCUAUUGUUUAGAGUUUACAAUAUUAUGCAUAUAACGUAUUACGAUUACACGCACAGAAGAUGUAUUCACAUUUCAAUGACAUUUGGGAUAUGGGAAGCGAUUCUAUUUGAAUGCCAUGUUUCAAAAUUUGCCUAUUUUAAAAAUAAAGACUUUUCAGAUUAGGAUUCAUAGACACGUAACAUAUAUUAUAUAUAUGCCAAUUGAUGCGCUUCUUAAUCGUUUUUUCUGAUUUAAAAUUAAAAAUAAAUGGGUUAGGACAGUAAAUCUAAUCACUGUUCCGGAAAGGUUUUAGACGCUCUCUUAGUGUCUAAUUUACAUGUAAAUUUAUAGCUAGAGCUAGUGUACGAUUUUAUUUGACUCACUACUAUUAUCGUGCUGGUAUUUAUUUUGAUAAAUAUAAUAUGAAAAAAAUAGAUAGAAAUAAAUAUAUCACCAUGGGUAUUAAAAGUCCAACAACCGAGGCUGUAAUUUAGUUAAAACGUUGUAGUUGCAAAAAUAGGUUUACAGUUUAAGGGUCCAAUUAUGAAUGGCAAAUUCAAUAUGGGAUCAGGGAGAGAAAUAAUAAAAAAUGUAUUAUUUUUGUGCGCACCAACAUUGUUGCGUCACCAGGUACCUAAUUGUCGAGAUGUUGGUGUUCGUAUUAUCUCUUAUCAUCGGACCAAUUAUGAUAGAAUCGGUAAUAUGAUUUUUAGAAUGUGGACUAAGUUACGGUGAACUUUUUAUAUUAUGAAGGUUUUGGUGUAAGGGAAACAAAUCCACGGUCCCGUUGUUCAUAUCUCUUUGUAUAU
Molecule: messenger RNA, 3464 nt
Organism: Pieris brassicae (large cabbage white)
Lineage: Eukaryota; Metazoa; Arthropoda; Insecta; Lepidoptera; Pieridae
Product: solute carrier family 15 member 1-like
Exons: 16
Coding region: 88-2364 (758 amino acids)
Biological process (GO): transmembrane transport; oligopeptide transport
Cellular component (GO): membrane
Molecular function (GO): dipeptide transmembrane transporter activity
Source: RefSeq, a predicted model, not a curated record